This is a messenger RNA of Triticum dicoccoides, 1017 nucleotides long. Its product is annotated as bidirectional sugar transporter SWEET8-like. Gene Ontology annotation, molecular function: sugar transmembrane transporter activity. Gene Ontology annotation, cellular component: membrane. The record is from RefSeq and is a predicted model, not a curated record. Gene Ontology annotation, biological process: carbohydrate transport. Bases 23 to 820 code for a protein of 265 amino acids. The transcript is spliced from 3 exons. Lineage: Eukaryota; Viridiplantae; Streptophyta; Magnoliopsida; Poales; Poaceae.
CACGUUUGUGAAAGCGUGGAGGAUGAAGUCCGUGGGAGGCGGGACAAGAAGCGAGCCAUUCGUGGCUUCCUUGCUUGGUUACGCUUGUUGGCUUUUUUUCUCCUUGAUGGAAAAUGGAUGGAAGGCCGACGAGUCCGUCUGGCUCAACGGGUCCGGGACUGUCGUCUACAUUGUCUAUCUGCUGAUGUUUCUCUGGUACACGGCCGCAGCCAAUCGAUGGAUUACAGUCGAGUGGUGGGUUCCCGGCGCCGUGUUGUACCUGUGUGCCGCAGCAAUCUUUGGAGUUCUGGCCGGUUGGACCUGGGUCUUCAAGGUGAUGUGCACGCUGGCUGGACUGGCCUCCGCGUCCGCAUCACUCGUGCUGACUGUGUUUGUGCUCGAGAGGAAGGUGGAGUUCUUGCCUGAUUAUGUGUCCACGACAGUGAGCCUACUUCACUAUUGCGUGUGGAUCGCUCGUGACGCUAUCGACCCAAGAGAUUACUUUGAUAUGGUCCAAAAUGUUUGCGGCUUUGGUUGCUGCUUGGCUUUCCUCACCCUGCCGUUCCUGCCCUUCUUCUGGACGGGGGAUGGGACGCGGGCCAAGCCAACACUGGCAGAUGAGGACGACCCCAACAGGCCACUUAUCUCUCUGCCUGGCGAACCACCCGCACCGCUGCAUCAGCCGCUGACCGCCGUCAACCCGCAUGCUGAUGAGCUCGUCAACCUGCCGGCCACCAAUGUGUUCCAGGAGCCCAGGAGGGCGGGUUCGGCUCCAUCCACACCGAAGAACCAAGUUGAUGAUACACGCAGGGUGGUUUCGGCUCCAUCCACACCGAAUUAGUAAGUUGAUGAUACACACAGAUGCUAGCUUCCUUAAUCAUGUGCCAGCAGUGCCAGAUCCAAGAGACAAAUCAAAUUCUGUCUUUUAUGCAAAAGAUUUUUUUUUACAUUCUGUACGGAGUACUGUAUAAUCCAUCUCCAAGAGACAAAUCAAAUUAGGAAACAGUUCUGAGACGCCACAUGUAUGUUUUUUCAAGA